AUGCCUCCCAGCGCGACAGCAGAACAAUCAUCAUCCUCAGCAAACUCGCCUAAGCCUCCUCAAAAACUCCACUACGUUUUUGAGCCGAAAUUCCCUGGUCCGACACCUCAAGCUGAUGACUACUCUAAAUACCGGGGUCGCAGCGAUGCGGCUAUAGUCAUCGACAAUGGUAGCUGGAACACACGUGUCGGCUGGUCUUCAGAAUCAGCCCCCCGAAUAGCAUUCCCACCUAUCUUAUCCAAAUACCGAGACCGAAAGCUCGGUCGUACAUUCACACUCGUCGGCAAUGAUGCAUACGCCGAUAGUAACUCCCGAACUGCAUCCAAGAACGCCUUUGAUGUCAAUAUAGUCUCCAAUUUUGACGUAAUGGAAAAUAUCCUGGAUUAUAGCUUUCUAAAGCUUGGAAUUGAUGGUAACGAUGGCAUUGAGCAUCCAAUCGUUAUGACCGAGGCGUUAUGUAACCCGACUUAUUCGAGGAAGACGAUGUCGGAACUCCUCUUCGAAGCAUACAAUGCGCCAUCUGUCACAUAUGGCCUCGAUUCUCUUUUCUCAUAUCACUACAACGGCGGUACUACCGGUCUAGUCCUAUCCUCAUCGCAUACAACAACCCAUCUCAUCCCCGUUAUGAACGGCAAAGGAAUCUUGAACAUGGCUACGCGUUUGAACUGGGGAUGUUCACAGGCGGUAGAAUUCCUCACCAAGCUCCUAGCUCUAAAAUAUCCUGGAUUCCCGAAGACAUAUCCACAACAGAUGGAAAGCUUGGUCCAGGAGCAUUGUUAUGUCAGCCAAGACUACAAGGCCGAGAUGGCCGGGUAUUUAGAGAUGGGUAGCUUAGACGAACGGGAUCGAGCGAUCCAGUUUCCCUUUGUGGAAAUCAUCAAGGAACAAAAAAGUGAAGAGGAACUUGCUAGGAUCGCAGAGAGAAGGAAGGAGAGCGGUAGGAGGUUGCAGGAGCAGGCUGCCAAAAUGAGACUUGAGAAGCUUAAAAAGAAGGAAGAGGAACUUGCAUACUACCAACAUUUACUCGAGAAAGGAAAGACGGAAACCAAAAAGAACUUUAGCAGGCAACUCGAAAACGAGGGCUUCAAGGACGAGGUACAACUAGAGAAGCGAAUUAAAGAACUAGAGAAAUCGAUCCGAAGGUCGCGAAAUAAGGAUUUGGGUAUUGAAGAGGAGGAAGAGGAGGAAGUGCCGACAUUCCCACUUCUCGAUACCCCAGACGACCAGCUGGAUGAAGAUGGUCUCAAACAAAAAAGAGCCCAGAGGCUCUUGAAGGCGAACUAUGAGGCCCGUCAACGACUGAGGGCGGAGAAAGAGAAGGAGCGAGAGCGAUUACGACUAGAGGCAGAAAAGGAAGAAGAAAAGCGAACAAACGACCUUGAAGGCUGGAUCGCGGAGAAGAGGGGUAUGAGAGAUGGACUUGUCGCUAAAUUAAAGGAGCGUGAGCAGAGGAAAAAUCAGCUUUCAGAUAGGAAGUCGUUAGCUUCACUGAACAGGAUGAAGGCUAUCGCUCAUCUUGCGUCAGACGAGCCCACGAGAAAACGCAGAAGAGGAAAUGAUGAAGAUACAUUUGGAGCUGACGACGACGACUGGGCUAUCUACCGCGACAUCGCAACCGUCAACGAAGAUGAGGAGGAAGAAGACGAAGAAAUGCAGACGGAACUUAAGAAUCUAGAAGCACAACUGCUACGUUACGAUCCGGAGUUUACAGAAGACAGCCUUCAGGGUGCAGGCUCGGAUUGGAGUAAGAGCUUGAUUCAUGCAUUCUUACGGGGUUGUCACCCGUUCGACCCGGAGAACCAAGCUGAGGCUCAUCAAAUGCACUUGAAUGUUGAGAGGAUACGUGUUCCCGAGGUUAUCUUCGAACCCAGUAUGGCCGGGGUUGAUCAGGCUGGUAUCGUAGAGAUCACAUCGGAAUUACUCCUCAACAGAAUCACAGAGAAACAGCAGAGAGAAUCUAUAUAUAGAGAUAUAUUCCUCACCGGAGGGUAUACACUUUUCAAGGGCUUCGAGGAGCGAAUGCGUACAACCCUCGUAUCUGUACUCCCAUUCGAAGCCGAAUUUGGGGUCAGAACUGCGAAAGACCCACUAUUGGAUGCGUGGAAGGGAGCGGCAUUAUGGACGAAGUCAAACAUUGGUGAGGCCGCCUGGAAGGGGGCAGCGAUCACCAAGGCGGAAUACAGCGAGAAAGGAGCGGAUUAUAUCAAAGAGCACAACCUAGGGAAUGUCAUGGGCUAG
Orbilia oligospora ATCC 24927 is the source of this 2238-nucleotide messenger RNA. RefSeq lists its product as uncharacterized. Lineage: Eukaryota; Fungi; Ascomycota; Orbiliomycetes; Orbiliales; Orbiliaceae. Gene Ontology annotation, biological process: regulation of DNA-templated transcription. The transcript is spliced from 4 exons. The coding region runs from base 1 to 2238 and encodes 745 amino acids. Gene Ontology annotation, cellular component: cytoplasm; Ino80 complex. The record is from RefSeq and is a predicted model, not a curated record.